CUGGAGGCUGCCCGGGACCCCAAGAGUCCCGAGGAGCCGACGUCGGGGGGGACAUUGUUCCCGCUGCCGAGGGGAGACGGCGACCCUCGCGGCCGCGGGGUCUGGAGGCGGCGCCGGGGCGUCGGCGCGGUGUCUGCGCUUCCCCUUUCCCCCCACCGACUCGCGCCCUCGCUGCGUUCCCGCCGCCGCCCGGCUCGUCUCGGGCUCAGCGCCCGUGCUCGGCUUCCGACCGCGCUCCAGAGGGACCCGGCGAGUCCUGGGCGCCCGGGACUGAAGGCAUGCCUGAGGGGCCCCCGGAGGCGCAGGAGCAGUGGUAAUGGUUCGUGCAGGCAGCUGAAACAGCUGAAGCACGCUGGGCUUUGGUGAGGCGCGGCCGUUUAUCAUGACCGUGUUCAAGCAGGAGAACGUGGAUGACUACUAUGACACUGGCGAGGAACUUGGCAGCGGGCAGUUUGCAGUGGUGAAGAAAUGCCGCGAGAAGAGUACUGGCCUGCAGUAUGCUGCCAAGUUUAUCAAGAAGAGGAGGACCAAGUCCAGCCGGCGUGGCGUGAGCCGCGAAGACAUCGAGAGGGAGGUCAGCAUCCUGAAAGAGAUCCAGCACCCCAACGUCAUCACGCUGCAUGAGGUCUAUGAGAACAAGACCGACGUCAUUCUCAUCCUGGAGCUUGUUGCAGGUGGUGAGCUGUUUGACUUCCUAGCUGAAAAGGAAUCUUUGACUGAAGAGGAAGCUACUGAAUUUCUCAAGCAAAUCCUGAAUGGUGUUUACUACCUCCACUCACUCCAGAUCGCUCACUUUGAUCUUAAGCCGGAAAACAUAAUGCUUUUGGAUAGAAAUGUCCCCAAACCUCGAAUCAAAAUCAUUGACUUCGGACUGGCCCAUAAAAUUGACUUUGGCAAUGAGUUCAAGAACAUAUUUGGGACUCCAGAAUUCGUUGCUCCUGAGAUAGUCAACUAUGAACCUCUGGGUCUCGAGGCAGAUAUGUGGAGUAUCGGGGUAAUAACCUAUAUUCUGCUCAGUGGGGCCUCCCCAUUUCUUGGAGACACUAAGCAAGAAACAUUAGCCAAUGUGUCUGCUGUCAACUACGAGUUUGAGGAGGAAUACUUCAGUAACACCAGUGCACUUGCCAAAGACUUCAUAAGGAGACUUCUGGUCAAAGAUCCAAAGAAGAGAAUGACCAUUCAAGACAGUCUGCAACACCCCUGGAUUAAGCCGAAAGAUACGCAGCAGGCUCUCAGUCGGAAAGCAUCAGCAGUCAACAUGGAGAAAUUCAAAAAGUUUGCAGCGCGGAAGAAGUGGAAACAAUCCGUUCGCCUGAUAUCACUGUGCCAAAGAUUAUCCAGGUCGUUCCUGUCCAGAAGUAACAUGAGUGUUGCCAGAAGCGAUGAUACUCUGGAUGAGGAAGAUUCUUUUGUGAUGAAGGCCAUCAUCCAUGCCAUUAAUGAUGACAAUGUCCCAGGCCUGCAGCAUCUUCUGGGCUCCUUGUCCAACUAUGAUGUCAACCAACCCAACAAGCAUGGGACACCUCCACUCCUCAUCGCUGCCGGCUGCGGGAAUAUUCAGAUUCUGCAGUUGCUCAUUAAAAGAGGCUCAAGAAUCGAUGUCCAAGAUAAGGGUGGAUCCAACGCCAUCUACUGGGCCUCUCGGCACGGCCACGUGGAUACCUUGAAGUUUCUCAAUGAGAAUCGAUGCCCGCUGGAUGUUAAAGACAAGUCUGGAGAGACGGCGCUUCACGUGGCAGCUCGCUAUGGUCAUGCUGAUGUGGUUCAGCUACUGUGCAGCUUCGGCUCCAACCCCGAUAUCCAGGACAAGGAAGAGGAAACCCCCUUGCACUGUGCUGCCUGGCACGGCUACCACCCGGUGGCCAGAGCCCUUUGCGAAGCUGGCUGUGAUGUGAACAUCAAGAACCGUGAAGGCGAGACGCCCCUGCUGACAGCGUCGGCCAGGGGCUACCACGACAUCGUGGAGUGUCUGGCUGAGCACGGAGCCGACCUGAACGCCUCGGACAAGGAUGGACACAUUGCCCUGCACCUGGCCGUCAGGCGGUGUCAGCUGGAGGUCAUCAAGGCACUCAUCAGCCACGGCUGUCUGGUGGACUUCCAAGAUAGGCACGGCAACACCCCCCUCCACGUGGCCUGCAAAGACGGCAACCUGCCCAUCGUGGUGGCCCUCUGUGAAGCCAACUGCCACUUGGACAUCUCAAACAAGUAUGGACGGACUCCUCUGCACUUGGCGGCCAACAAUGGGAUCCUGGACGUGGUCCGGUACCUCUGUCUGAUGGGUGCCAACGUGGAAGCGCUGACCUCGGACGGGAAGACGGCAGAAGAUCUGGCGAGAUCAGAGCAGCACGCACACGUGGCAGGCCUCCUCUCACGGCUGCGAAAGGACACGCACCGUGGGCUUUUCGUCCAGCAGCUACGGCCCACACAGAACCUGCAGCCCAGGAUCAAGCUGAAGCUGUUCGGCCACUCAGGGGCCGGGAAGACCACACUCGUGGAGUCUCUCAAGUGUGGGCUGCUCCGAAGCUUCUUCCGAAGGCGCCGGCCCAGGCUGUCCUCCACCAACUCUGUCCGCUUCCCACCCUCACCCCUGGCCAACAAGCCGGCAGUAUCUGUGAGCAUCAACAACCUGUACCCAGGCUGUGAGAACGUGAGCGUGAGGAGCCGCAGCAUGAUGUUUGAGCCGGGCCUCACCAAGGGCGUGCUGGAGGUGUUCGUCGCCCCCUCCCACCACCCGCACUGCUCAGCUGAUGACCAGUCCACCAAGGCCAUUGACAUCCAGAACGCCUAUCUGAAUGGCGUCGGGGACUUCAGCGUGUGGGAGUUCUCUGGGAACCCCGUAUACUUCUGCUGCUAUGACUACUUUGCCGCGAAUGACCCCACGUCCAUCCACAUCGUGGUUUUCAGUCUGGAGGAGCCCUAUGAAAUCCAGCUCAACCAAGUGAUUUUCUGGCUCAGCUUCCUGAAGUCUCUGGUGCCAGUGGAGGAGCCCAUCGCCUUUGGCGGCAAGCUGAAGAACCCACUGCGCGUCAUCCUGGUGGCCACGCAUGCUGACAUCAUGAAUGUCCCUCGGCCAGCAGGAGGCGAGUUUGGAUAUGACAAAGACACAUCAUUGCUCAAAGAGAUCAGAAACAGGUUCGGGAACGACCUUCAGAUUUCAAAUAAACUCUUUGUUCUGGAUGCUGGGGCUUCUGGCUCUAAGGACAUCAAGGUCCUUCGGAAUCACCUACAAGAAAUUCGGAGCCAGAUCAUUUCCGGCUGCCCUCCCAUGACCCACCUGUGUGAGAAGAUCAUCUCCACGCUGCCUUCCUGGAGGAAGCUCAACGGGCCCAACCAGCUGAUGUCACUGCAGCAGUUUGUGUAUGACGUGCAGGACCAGCUGAACCCCCUGGCCAGCGAGGAGGACCUCAGGCGCAUUGCCCAGCAGCUGCACAGCACUGGCGAGAUCAACAUCAUGCAGAGUGAAACAGUCCAGGAUGUCCUGCUCCUGGACCCCCGCUGGCUCUGCACCAACGUCCUGGGGAAGCUGCUGUCGGUGGAGACGCCCCGGGCCCUGCACCACUACCGCGGCCGCUACACCAUGGAGGACAUCCAGCGCCUGGUGCCCGACAGCGACGUGGAGGAGUUGCUGCAGAUCCUGGACGCCAUGGACAUCUGUGCCCGGGACCUGAGCAGCGGGACCAUGGUAGACGUCCCUGCCCUGAUCAAGACGGACAGCCUGCAGCGCUCCUGGACGGACGAUGAGGAUGAGGUGAUGGUAUAUGGCGGUGUGCGCGUGGUCCCUGUAGAGCACCUUACGCCCUUCCCCUGCGGCAUCUUUCAUAAGGUGCAGGUGAACCUGUGCCGCUGGAUCCACCAGCAGAGCGCCGAGGGCGAUGCUGACAUCCGCCUGUGGGUGAGCGGCUGCAGGAUCACCCACCGCGGGGCCGAGCUGCUGGUGUUGCUGGUCAACCACGGCCAGGGCAUUGAGGUGCAGGUGCGUGGGCUGGAGGCCGAGAAGAUCAAAUGCUGCCUGCUGCUGGACUCAGUGUGCAGCACCAUUGAGAACGUCAUGGCCACCACGCUGCCCGGGCUGCUCACCGUCAAGCACUACCUGAGCCCGCAGCAGCUGCGGGAGCGCCAUGAGCCUGUCAUGAUCUACCAGCCCAGGGACUUCUUCCGGGCGCAGACCCUGAGGGAGACCUCCCUGACCAAUACCAUGGGAGGCUACAAGGAGAGCUUUAGCAGCAUCACGUGCUUCGGGUGUCACGAUGUGUAUGCGCAGGCCAGCCUGGGCAUGGACAUUCAUGCGUCCGACCUCAACCUGCUGACUCGCAGGAAGCUGAGUCGUCUGCUGGACCCGCCCGACCCCAUGGGGAAGGACUGGUGCCUUCUGGCCAUGAACCUGGGCCUUCCCGACCUCGUGGCCAAGUACAACACCAAUAACGGGGCUCCCAAGGACUUCCUCCCCAGCCCGGUGCACGCCCUGCUGCGCGAGUGGACUUCCUUCCCGGAGAGCACAGUGGGCACGCUCCUGUCCAAGCUGAGGGAGCUGGGCCGCCGGGAUGCGGCGGACUUCCUUCUGAAGGCCUCCUCCGUGUUCAGGGUCAACCUCGAAGGCGCUGGCCCCGAGGCCUACGCCUCCAGCUGCAACAGUGGCACGUCGUACAAUUCCAUUAGCUCUGUGGUGUCCCGGUGAGGGCAGCCUCUGCUUGGGCUCCUUGGGCCGCAGAAGUGAGGGGGCGAGAUGGAGGGCGCAGCCCAUCUCCCUGGGGCAGUGUCCUCUCACUGCCAUCCCUAUGUCCCCAGGCCACCCUGCCCGCUGUCCAUUCCCCAGGCCACCCCGCCCACUGUUGCCCUGUCACUACCUCCCCCUUCCUCCUCCCCUGCCACACCUGUCAUGGCUGUGACUAGUUUUUCCAACUGAGAGCAGACCACCUCCUUCCCUUUGGCCAUUCACAAAGCUUGUUACCUCCUCUUCCUGUGUGGGCCUGCAGCUCUCACCCUCUCCACACCUGGCUGCUAACUGUGGUUUUAUCAGAACUCCCAACUUUUCAGUGACUGUUUUGUUUUUUUCUUUUUGUGGCUACUAGGUGGAUGGUCCCUUAGACAAAAGUGAAACACACAUGGAUCCAGAAUGCGUGUUUUUUUAAGCCUCCCCUCAGCUUAUCUGUUUUGUGUUAGUAGGAGAGACUCCCCUACACAGAAUCCCACUGUAGGAUCUAUAAACAGACAGUUGUGAGUGCCUUUUGCAGAGGAGGGUGUGUUUGAGAUGACGCUACCUCUCUGUUCCCUGCUGUCUGCCGGUCACCGCCACAGGUGCUGCACCCUGCGUCCCUGGUCGAGUUUGUUGCUGUUGUGAUGUUGUCAUUUCUUCCCCGCUCCCACCCUUUUUGGGUAAUUUCUGUGUCUCCUUUGGCAAGGAAAGGGGAAUAGGGAGUCCUCCUCCGGGGGGCGCUUUAUUGCCCAGUGUUGUGGCUCGGCACAGACAUGUUUUCAGUUAGCUCUUGUCCGUGAACGUCCGUGGCAUGUCCACACGAAACCGCAGACUGGCUCGCUUCCUCCUCCCCGCUCCUCUCAGGUAGAAGGCCAACCAGGUGUACAGUGAUGGAGACCUGGCUGAGGAUUCGGAAAAGCCCACGCGUGUGGAAUGUGGCAGUCCAUGCUCACUGUGCGUAGCACAUGGCUUCCCUGUGUAGGGCCUGGUUUGAGAACUCCUGGCACUUGGGAGUCUGACAAACCAAAAAUAAAGGAAGCCACGUUCCUAACUGUGCUUUCCAAUUGUGGUAGAGUUCUCAGUUGCUGUGAGGGAACACGUCCUAAUUCUGUCCUGAGAAGCAUGUAAUGUUGAUGUUAUAUCAUAUGUAUAUAUAUAUAUGCACUCUGUACAUACAUAUAUAUUAAUACUGGUAUUUUUACUUAAUCUAUAAGACAUCGU
Messenger RNA from Ochotona curzoniae (black-lipped pika), 5914 nucleotides. It is a transcript of the gene DAPK1, whose product is annotated as death associated protein kinase 1. Gene Ontology annotation, biological process: intracellular signal transduction; protein phosphorylation; positive regulation of apoptotic process. NCBI's taxonomy places the organism in Eukaryota, Metazoa, Chordata, Mammalia, Lagomorpha, Ochotonidae. The transcript is spliced from 26 exons. The record is from RefSeq and is a predicted model, not a curated record. Gene Ontology annotation, cellular component: nucleus; cytoplasm. Gene Ontology annotation, molecular function: protein binding; protein serine/threonine kinase activity; ATP binding. Bases 383 to 4675 code for a protein of 1430 amino acids.